AUGUUCCGCACUCAGGCCCGCCGCGCUAGGAGCCGCCGUUUCCGCCGCGCGCGCCCCUGCGCGGACCGGUCCACCUGCCACCGUGAGAGGCGCGGCGCGGGCGGGCCCAUGGCGUCCGCACCCCGCGGCUCCCUGGGCCUCCUGCUCUGGCUCCUGCUCCUCCAGCCCCCGCUGGAUGCGGCGCAGGGCGGGUCCGCGAGGCCCGCACCCUCCCCGGCGCCCACCUCCCCGUCGUCGUCGUCGGGGGGCGGCCGUUCUUCCUCCCACGCUGUUCUCACCCCAGGGUGUGGCCAAGUAGUUGCGAAAAUCUUGGGAGGAAAGGAGGCCGAAGAGGGGAAGUGGCCUUGGCAGGUGAGCGUGAGGAUCAACGAGAAACACGUGUGCGGAGGCUCCCUCAUCACACGGCAGUGGGUGCUGACUGCAGGCCACUGUAUUUUAAGCCGAUUCCACUACAGUGUCAAGAUGGGAGAUCGGGGGAGUGUCUAUAAAGAAAUCACCAGUGUUGUGAUCCCCGUCCGAAACAUCAUCAUCCACCCUCAGCUCUCAGUAGUCGGAACCGUUCAAAAGGACCUUGCCCUUCUCCAGCUCCUCUACCCUGUAAACUUCACCGUGACCAUCCAGCCUGUAUGCAUCCCUCAGAAGACUUUCCGGGUGGAGGCUGGGACCACGUGCUGGGUGACCGGAUGGGGCAGAAAAGAAGAAUAUGGUGAGACUGUGACUGUUCUCCAUGAGGUCGACCAAGACAUCAUGCACAAUGAAAUGUGUAAUAUGAUGAUUCAGAAAGCCAUAACAACAAAGAAGAGUGUAGUACUGGAAGGGAUGCUCUGUGGCUAUAAAGAAGCUGGGAAGGAUUCUUGUCAGGAAGACUCUGGGGGGCCCCUGGUCUGUGAACUUAAUGAAACACGGGUCCAGGUGGGGAUCGUGAGCUGGGGCAUUGGCUGCGGUCACAGAAAUUAUCCUGGAGUUUAUACAGAAGUUAGUUUCUACAAGGACUGGGUCAUUGAUCACUUGAGUCAGGCUUGCUCUUGGGACUCAGCAGGCUACUUCCCCCUUCUGUGUCUGCUGCUGCCCCUGAGCAUCCUGGUGGCCCUGUGA
Molecule: messenger RNA, 1095 nt
Organism: Neomonachus schauinslandi (Hawaiian monk seal)
Lineage: Eukaryota; Metazoa; Chordata; Mammalia; Carnivora; Phocidae
Product: putative serine protease 42
Biological process (GO): proteolysis
Molecular function (GO): serine-type endopeptidase activity
Source: RefSeq, a predicted model, not a curated record